Messenger RNA from Protopolystoma xenopodis, 3254 nucleotides. The record is from the annotation of a GenBank genome assembly. NCBI's taxonomy places the organism in Eukaryota, Metazoa, Platyhelminthes, Monogenea, Polystomatidea, Polystomatidae.
AACUGCCGCUCUUCCCGCCCGAGGACGGCCAGGCGGUCGGCGACCAGCCGGCCAAGUAUCUGCUGCAUCCCUCGGGCCGUUUGGUCAUCUUCCACGCGACCAGGGCCGACGAGGGCCAGUACACAUGCACGGCACACUCUUCCGUCAACACUGUCUCCUCGUCCGCUCUGCUCCGUGUCCUACCGGCGCGCCACAGACCGCCUGUACCACCGCCAGGCGUCUUCCGGCCCGGCCAGUCCGGCCAACACGGACAACCGGGCCACCUCGACGGGCUCGGUCUCCUCUCGCCCCGGCUCGACGAUGUCAUCGCGCCCGUCAUCAUCUUGCCGCCGGCCAACCAGACACUGUUGCUAGACCAAACGGCCACGCUUCAAUGCGACCUCGGCGCGACACGACAACCCAACGGCCUGUUGCCCGGCGCUGCCGGUCGCUCGGGCGUCGUCGUCGGGCCUCGGGUCGUCUGGUUGCGUGCCACUCGCGCCACCGGCGGUCUUCACGAGCAGUUGGACGAGGCGACGCCCAACAACCGGUACCUCGUCAAGCCGGACGGCAUCCUGCAGAUCCUCCGUCUCCAGCCGACCGACGCGGGCCGCUACACCUGCCUGGCCAGCGUGUGGCUGCCCGGUCCGGCCGGCCAGACGGGCUCGGCGCCGGCCGGACUCGGACCCGGGGCCGGUGGGCCGCCGCUGUUGUUGCAGUCCAACUGGACGGCCCAAUUGUCGGUGGUGGCGCACCAGUCGCUGGUGCAUCCGGUGCCGGCGCCGCUGCCGCCUCCGCGCAAUCUCAUGGCGACCAACGUGACGGCGACCAGCGUGAUCCUGGCCUGGGAGGCGCCGAUGAUGCACGACUCGCCGCCACCGGGCGAGCCCAGCAUCACCUACUGGGUCGAGCUGUACCGGCCCGAUGUGCCCGCGUUGGGCUGGCAGGUGGUCGAGAAGAACUGGCCGGCCAGCACGGUCCAACUGGGCGAUCUCAAUCCGCACACCGUCUACUACUUCCUGAUCCGGCCGCGCUGGCGCCACGGCCGGGUCGGCUGGGCGUCGGCGCCGCUCGGCCCGGUGCACACGCUGGCCGAGGUCGAGUCGCGCGCCGGACUCGAGGCCAGACCGCAGCUGACCAAUCAGGAGGUGAUCCGCCUUAUCCAGCGCCUCGACGUACAUCAGCUUCACGUGCGCCCGGUGGCGGCCACACGCGUCCAGGUCGCCUGGACGGUGCAGGAUCACGCGGCCGUCCUCAGCGUCAUCGGCGGCUACUCCAUCCGGUACCGAGAGGUGGCGCUGAUGCGCUGCGUCGCCUCGGGCCGGCUCAACGAGCCGCUGACCGACAGACUCGGUGCCGGGCUGGCAGACGAGGCUGGCGACAGUUCGGUGGCCGUGUCGUUCAGUCAAACGGCCGAGAACGACUUCUGCAGCCUCCGACCGGGCCCCGAGACGGGCGUGGCCGAUCCGCGUCAAUUGCUGGCCAGUCUGCGCUCCAUGCAACAGUUGAUACAGCUCGAGGAUCACAUGGCCGAACUGCACGCCGCGACCAGGGCGACGGGAUCGGAUGAAAAGACGGCCGGCCUGGAGCCGGUCAAGCCGGAGGCGGCUCGAACUCGCGGCCCAAUCGAGCGCAGCAAAGAUGUCAAGCCGACGCAUCGAGGCCUCGGACUUUCGGCCUCUUCCAGACACGCAGGCGGAAUGGAUCCCGUCGCCGAGGUGAUUCGGCAUCAGGAGCAGGAGCUGUUGCGUGAUCUCGACCCUUUCACCUGCUACGAGAUCGAAGUGGAGCCCUACUCGAUCAACUCACUCGUCGGCAAUGUGAAGGGCCGCGAAAGCGUCUCACGCACUGUGCUUACCUACGAAAGCCCGCCGGGUGCGCCACCGCAACGUCUUCGGGGCGUGUGGAUCUCGAACUCCAGCCUCCGUCUGAGCUGGUCACCUCCACGGGCUCGGACGUGGAAUGGCCUGCUCAAGGGCUACUUCGUCUUCGUCUACGACGAACAGACAAAGGGUCAUCGCAAGUUGACGGUGCAUCGAGACCAACGCGAAAUCCUCCUCGAACGCUUGGCCUCGCCUCGCCAUCUCUACGUCGUCCAGAUGGCCAGCGAGAACUGCAAAGGAGGCGGAGGUCGCAGCGAAGCGCUCGAGCUGACGCCUCGUCUCCGACACGUCGGGCUCGGCGUCGGCUGGGGCUUUGACCCGGACACCGGUCUCCCUCUCGGCCCGGAGUCGACCGCCUCGCCUAGGUUGUCGUCCGUUUCCACCCUAGCAACCGCAGACGGUCAGGCCAUCUUCUUUCGCCAGCCAUGGUUCAUUGGCACAAUAGUCGGCUGUCUCCUGCUCUGGGCGCUGCUGAUGAUGCUCAUCUCGUAUCGUUGCUAUCGCCAGCACAACGGCCACCUGUUGAAGAAGCAUGCGGCUGGGCUGUCCGACGACAUUGCGUCUGGCGGCUACCAGAGCCACCGUCGUCUCCACCAGCAGCACAGCCUGCAUCACACAAGCCACUCGCCACAGGCAGAGAUGGCCCCCACCACGCUGGGCAGUUGCAGCACCGCCACCGUCUCCGGCCUGAUCGGAGAGCUCAAUCAGACCGGCUCACUGUACGCCAACGACAAGGACUCCUUCCAAUUGGAGCCGUUGUUGAAGCCUUCGCCAAGGUUGCUGCACCAGCCCCCAGCCACGCUGGCACCGUCAAGCCUAGCAUCCUCUACCCUUCUCAUCACAACGCCACAAUCUCCUCAGAUUGAAGCGCACGCCGGCGGUCGGCAUCACUCGCUCGUCAACGGGCUCCAUUACCCCUCCGUCCCCCUGGAUACAGGUCAUCCCGGGCCGGCUAUAGCCUACACCAACAACAACAACAACAACAACAACACAACCACCACCACCACGACCGGAGGCUAUGUGGCUGAUCCGCAAUUGGCCAGCGCCAUGCUGGGUCUGAUGCAGACGAGUCACAUCAAUCUGCAACAGCCAGUUAGCACGGCAACCAGUUGUCAGGCGGCAGUCUCACUGCCGCUACAGUUGCCGGCCUCCUCGGCCGCCUCGAUGUCGGCACUCAAACAGGCCCAUCAGCUGAUCGCUCAGGCUCCGGUCUACUCGACCUACAGCAAUUUGGCCGGGCCAUCUGACAGUCCCAUGGCUUCGGGUCAUCCGCACUCGGUUGCUGGGGCCGACGGCGCUGGCCAGUCGGCGCCACAGCACCCCAGCAACACUGGCCUCCCGAUGGUGGCACCGGUCGCCCAGCCGGGACUCGACUUUCUUUGCGCCACCUCG